Molecule: messenger RNA, 1959 nt
Organism: Scheffersomyces stipitis CBS 6054
Lineage: Eukaryota; Fungi; Ascomycota; Pichiomycetes; Serinales; Debaryomycetaceae
Exons: 1
Coding region: 1-1959 (652 amino acids)
Biological process (GO): mitotic chromosome condensation
Cellular component (GO): condensin complex
Molecular function (GO): chromatin binding
Source: RefSeq, a predicted model, not a curated record
AUGAGUGCAGGUGGAGUAGGAGGAUCUAUGUUAGGUAAGCGGUCCACCAAUGUCACGGAUUUCGAGAUGUGGAUCCGAAUGGCUACAGAUAACAAGAUCAAUGCCAAAAACUCUUGGGAUUUUGCAUUGAUAGACUACUUUCACGAUUUGUCCUUGCUAAGGGAAGGUAGAAGUAUAAAUUUCCAAAAGGCUUCGGCCACGCUUGAUGGGUGUGUAAAAAUCUACUCGUCGAGGGUGGACUCUGCAGCCAGUGAAACCAGUAGGUUGUUGACUGGCUUAGCAUCAUCAAAGACUUCAGAUGAGGUUGAAGGACAAGUAAGAACAGACGAACAGAAUGGAACCGAAGACGAAAUUAGUGUAAAAAGAAGAAGGAGAACAGAUAGAGUGGAAACAACCUUGGUAGGAUCGUUUGAGGAUAUACGAUCAUCAGUUAUUGAGAAGGAGUUAUCUGUAGAUCCUAUCUUCAAGAGGGCUUUGUCCAAUUUCGAUGAAGGAGGAUCCAAGAGUUUAUUGCUUCACAUUCUCAAUAUUGAUAAGGUAGGAAGGGUUGCUUUCGACACGACAUCCGAUCCCAAGCUUGUCGAAAAAGGGAUGAACCACUCGGAAGAAACCGUAGACAAGACUGAUCUAGCAGAUGACAGUCUUGAUAGGCUAGAACGGUUUCUUUUCCAGGAUGGAUUUGAAGACACCAUGAUUUCACACAACAUUUCCAGAUUGCAAGAGGCUGUGGAAGAUGUUUUCACGCAAGAAAAUCUAUUGGGAAGUAUACUUCCUAAAGAAUUUAAGGAAGAUAACGAUAUUAAUAACUACGAUUUUCAGGAUGAUCUCGAUGAAGGUGAAGAAGAUGAAGUAUCGGAAGAGUAUGGAUUACAGAACGCCAUCACUGGAGUGAUGAGCGAAGUUGACGUUAACAAUACCAUACAAAGAAUAUUUGAUGACACUGAACUACCGUUUCAGGAAGAUGAUAAGGAUAUGGUUGGCGAACUGGUGGAUAUUCCUGAUUACGAAUUACUAGCGUAUUUCGACAAGAACUUGAAACCUAGUUUAUCUAACAAGAACCAUUGGAAGAUAUCCAACUUGAAAAGGAAUGUUCGCGAACUGGUCAAAAAGGGCCCAAAGUUGAAUGUACCAAAACCUGAACAGAAACUCAUUGACUUUGGUGGUGAAGAAAUUGAUGAAGACGACUUGUUUGCUGAUCCUGCUGCUCCUCCUGUAUUACCCAAAUCGCAUAGAGAAUCACGACAUGUCUUAACAGAAGAUUUUCAGUUCACAGCCAAGAGACUUAUCAGUUUAUUCACAAAGCCCAUGCUCUUAAAAACAUUCAAUAAGAAGAGGAUGGUGUACAGUAAAAAGACAACCGCAUCCGAACUCUCUGUGCCCGCUGACGAAAACUACUGGUCCAAUAGAUACCAAGAAAGAGAAGAAAUGGAAAGGUCUCGACUUAUGGAUGAUGUAUAUAGAGAAGAUAUUGAAGAACUCCACCAGUCGUACCAUGCAUCUUUUUUCCAGGAGGGUGAAGAAGGUGAAGACAAUUUCGAUGGAUAUGUUGAUCCUAUGGAAGGAAACGAACUAAUUCCAGCUUCUUCUUUCGGGUUGAAACCAAGGUUUCUCAAUUUUUCUAAGGUUGCAAAAAGGGUAGAUAUCAAGUUGCUUAAGUCCAACUUGUGGGAUCGUCUAAAGCAAGAAUCCAUCUUCCAGACUUCUGCAGACAAACAUGCUAAUGGUUUGGACCGUAAAAGUGAUAGUACGGAAGAAUAUUCUGAAAAUGACGAAAAUAACUCUCGUGAAACGGUAUGUUUCAGCUCGGUGGUUCAUUCUAUAGAAGGAAAGUACACGAAGGCUGAACGGAGUGAUAUUUCAACGAGUUUCUACUUCAUUUGUCUCCUUCACUUAGCGAACGAACAUAGCUUUAGCAUCGAAAAUAAUCAGGACUACACGGACUUGGUGAUCGCAAAUUAA